GAGCGCAGUCGUCGCUGAAUUCGGCCAUUGCUGAAAUUGCCCGCAUCGCCGAUUCCGUCGCAUCCUCCGAAUUCCUUUUUUUUUUUAUUCCUUUCUAUCGUUCUUGCCUUUGUUUGCUCGUUCGAUCGAUCGAUCGAUCGAUCGUGCAGCCGAAUGGUGUCGAGUGCAAUUGCAAUUGCAGGUGCAGGAAGGCGGAAGAGGAGAUCGACGAGCGCCGAGUUGGAGAGGUGAGAUUCGAAGUCAUGGUUCUGGAGUCUUCGCUCGCAAGUUUGAGGCUGGAUGCGUCUCCUGUCGAGGGGCGCCCGCCUGCGAGGAAGAAAGAGUCCGAGAAGUCUGGUGCACCGGGAGCGGGAGCCAAUCUCGCUGACCUUUGUGACGAAGACAAAGCUAAGGUUGCCAGACUCAUCAACCAAGUACUGUUGGCAUUUCGAGAGAUUCACAGGUUGAGAGAUUUGCUGGAGGACCGAAAUUCCCACGAGUCGAUCACAAGCAAGCUUCGAGAGCAGAAUCAAGAAAUGGCAGCUGAGAUUUCUCAGCUGCGACUAAAGCUUGCGUGGAUGCAGAAUCUUCUCUCCCCGCUUCAAGGACACAAGGUCUCUCUUCAAGCAGAUAAAACUGCUUCAAGCCUCACUCCGAUCAGAGAAGCAGAAUGUCCCGAAGCAGACACUCACGUGCCGUCACAAAUCAUGGACGUAGCUGACGUGAAACAGGAACUCAGCGAUCAACUUGCAGCGUCACCGGCAGAGAUGGAAACCACCCUUGCAAAGGCCGACCGGAAGGAUGAGAGGUUGUAUGACGAGUUUCGAACGACAGAUGUCCCUGUGAGUGCUGAAGCAAGGGGUAAAGAGAACAAGGAUCCUGAGGCGUCUUCUAAAGGACUUGAAGCGGAGUCUUGUCACCUGACUGAGCAGGAAGCAGUGAUUCAAAGAAGGAGGCCACUUCCCCGUCCUCUUCCAGACCUGGUUGUUAACAUCUUGAACAAAAAUAAUGAAGCGACCAGCCUACGUUCUCGUGACUUCAGAGAGAGAACCGAUCCUGAUGUGACUCCAGAUCGACCACCAGGCAAAAAACAAGAGUCCAGCUCUUCAGAUCCGGAACUCGUAAGGCCCCUGGCGUCUGAUCUUCACAACAGUGAUCUUUUGCAUACUGACGUCAGGCCAAAUGAGCUUAUCCACUGCCCAGAGGUUGCGUGUCAGAAAUAUUCGGGUGAAUCAGACGAGUCGUUAAGAUCUAGUAACAGUAGGAAGAAGAUGCGUUUUGAUCCAACAGCAGGAGAAGAAGGAGAGUUUUAUUAUGCUUCCGAAAUUGAAAACGAGGUUUUUUUCCUUCGAGCGAAAGAUGAUGACACUGCAGGUGUUCGGAUUCAGAUCGAGAAGACUUCAACGGAUUACGUCUGUACCAGAUGCUCAAAACCUCGUUCGAAGAAGAAACUUGAAAGACAUGGUCAUACCCAGAUGAACAGAAGGAAGUCUACCCAUGAGUUGGCCACGACGGAAGAUAAGAUUGGUUGUGAUCAGCUCAAGCCUCACGCUGGAAGCAUCGGUCAGAGAAUCUGUCUUGCAGAUGAGGAUCACGGGCUCAUCUCAGGUUCACAUAGCUACGGCUCGGCAACGCAUAGAACUUCGUCAAACUCGCAUCCCCGGAAUUUACACAGAUGUGUCAAAUGUUCCUCUCCACUGUUAAGUGACAUAUCGGGAUAUGGAGAUGGGACCAAGAGUUCGGUGGAAGCAGAGAGAAGACGAAGAUGCCAAUAUGAUGUCGACAGUCAUGCUUCCUCGACAUCAAGACACUCGUCAUGUUCCCAUUCUAGAAUUAUCGGCAAGUGUGCACGAUGCUGCUACCCUGCCAACGGAAACUCUGCAAAUAGAUCAAUCAGAGAGGGUAAAUCAAGUAAAAGAGAAACGGACUACUUGAGCGCAGACGAAGUGGUGGAAUUUCACAACGUCAGGUGGCCUUCAGGGAAGAAAAAGAUUUCCAGAUCUGGAAAGCCUACAAAUUAUCUGAAAGAAACUCGAUCACUUGGACAUGUCGGUGUGAAAUAUGGCGGAGAAUUCGUCACUGGCUCUCUGGCAUACGAGCAGGCAUCGGAAUCGAGGAUCAAGACCUGUGUUAGCAGUGUUGAAGAUUGUCCACUUUCACCACAAUCAAGUGCUGAUUCUAUGAUGGAUGUUUCCAGGAGAAGCUCUCCCCUGAUUCAACCGAAAGCAGGCAGCUCUAUUAAAGGAAGAGUUGUGAACAGAAAAGGAGAAUUAGAUGCAAAUGAGGUGGAAGACGUCCAAGAUAGUGAAUGUGAGAUGUUCCUCGUAAAUCAUGAAAAACUUGAGAGUUCGUUGCGAUCGGACUCCGAGUAUUCAGAGUCUCUAGAAUGCUCUUCGCUUGUGGACGCUAAGAUUUUUGAAACUAAAUCUGGUCAUGGUGGAAUAAGUGAAAAAACUCUAUGCAGAGCUUCAGCAGAAGGAAGACUGGAGCUGGGAUCCAAUGUGGCCAGCAAUGAUCCGCCUCAACAAGCGAGAAAGAAGAAUGUGGAAGAAAUUCCGGUAGUAGACGUAAAUACAGUUGGCUGUGAUUUUUACAGGCACGACAAGAGGACUGGUGAGAAGGAACAAGGAGUCAGCGAUGACGUCUGUACACAACCGGGAAAUAAGAAUGUGGAAGGAACUCCGGCAAUAGACGUCAAUACAGCUGGCCGUAAGGCGCCCAGGCAUGGCAAGUGGUCUGGUGAGAAGGGUAAGGUAGCCAUCGAUGACGUCUAUGCACAACCGGGAGGCAUGCAGACAGAAAAAGUGAUUGCUAAUGUUGAAGAUUUGCUAGGUAGAUUCAUUCGCUCGAACGCAGAGUGUGCUGCAGAAUUGAUAAGGUGCUCCAAGUAUAUUCAAUCGACUGCUUCAGAGAUUCUGUCGAAGCAACCGAAGUCCAACAAGAAAAAAUUCAAUCUGAACAAGUUGCCCGAUGACAAAGCUGAGGAGACAGAAGAGCAGACACCAGAAUCUACUCAAGCAUGUCACAUACAUCUACCCAUUGGGAGGCGCCCGUUGGAUCAGUUUGCAAGAUGUGCCGGGUGCUUAGUUAUUAUGAAACCUGAAGUCAUCACAUCUGUGAAAGGAAAAAGCGUUGCAGAGGAGAAGGUAGCGGAAGCCCUGUGUGGAAAGUGUUCUACAUCGAGGGCACUUCUUCGAAGUCCAAAAUAUUUGUCUUCCGCAUCGGCAGGAGCUGACAAUGAUCAAAAUACACGUCUACCAACCUCAACCAAAAUACAGGUCCAGGUUGAGGCCAGGCCAGUUGUAUCAUCCUUGGACUAUAACACCACUAACAGUCUUCCUCGUAAGGAAGAUCAUCCGGCACCUACAGAAGGUGAUGUUGCAUAUCCUCCACAAGAGGCAAAAGAAAGAGAAGGGGAGAAAACUGAAGAUUUGUCAACAGGUUCAUUCGACAUAUCGCUCUUUCAUCUCAUUAACGAUCUUGAGGUGGAAGACAUAGAAUACUGGAACCAUAUCAAUACACAAGCCAUAGACGAGGAUACUGGAAUCAGAAUGUAUGAUUCUCGGAGAAAAAGGAUCUUGCGGGAUAAAGGUCAAGCGUCCGCGACUGGCCACUGGCGUCAUCCCAAAAGGAAUGCAAACUUCAAACACUUCAGAUAGGUACAUUAGCAUUUCGUUGAGCUCAGUCUGCUUUCAAGUCGUAUCAUGGCUAAGACUCCCGUUAGCUCUUGGGAAACCUACUGCAUGCCAUUGUCUAACAGCAUAGACGCAAGUCAACGCAUCCAAAGAUGAUUUUGCAAGUAGACCAGGCUGAUGAAAGCUGACAGCUGACAACUUUGAAUACUGAAAUUUUGUAUACACAUAACAUGUGAGUAAACUACAACUGAAGUAAAGCUAGCUUCGAGUCAAACCUUCAGCUCAGGAGUGACGACGAUCUGAUUAGGUCCAAUACCAACACUGCUGCAUGCACUACCCACCCGUAUUAAGAUUGAAAGCUUCCAAGAGUAUCACCUCGCCAUUUUCAAUUUUGACAAACCCAUUCUGACUACUGCUUAUGACCACCAAAAAUUCCUCUCGGAUGAAGCCUGAGAAUCUCAUGUGAUGGUCUUAGUAAGUAGACUGGUGGUAUUUUGAGUUGUAUGCUGCAGCACUCUGCUAGCCUCCGCUAAGAAAUCUUCCUGAGCCUGCAGACACAAAGACG
This is a messenger RNA of Marchantia polymorpha subsp. ruderalis, 4179 nucleotides long. Lineage: Eukaryota; Viridiplantae; Streptophyta; Marchantiopsida; Marchantiales; Marchantiaceae. The record is from the annotation of a GenBank genome assembly.